AGGUGCGGGGGUGCGUGGGACUGCCGGGCAGGAGAGAGGAGGGGUGGGGGAAGCAGUGCAGCUCGGACAUUCCCAGGCUGGGAAAUACAGCGAGACAGUGUGGAAGUGGAAGGGAAAGAGAGGGGAGGAGAGCUGCUUCUUAAGCGCCCAAAUCUUACAGAAGGCGAGCUUUGUAGGGGACACGAACAUAUAAAGUAAAGGAGUUACAGCUUGAUUAUUGUAACUGAGAAGAGGAGAAAGUUUUGCGGAGAAUGCGCAGAGGAAAUGAAUUCAAGAAAGGACCUGAAGGCUAUGUAGGAAUUCCUGACUGAAGUCAUGGGUUCAGAGGCAAUGGAGGACUGCGUGCAGGGGGCGCUCUCAUCACUUUAUCCUCCUUUUGAGAGCACAGCCCCACCCCUCCUCUCCCAGGUCUUCUCAGUCCUGGAGUCGACCUAUCAACACGACAGUCUUCGCUAUCUCCUGGACUACUUCGUACCUGCAAAGCACCUCCUGCACAAACUCCAGCAGCAUGCCUGUUCUCAGUACCUGGGUUGCUUGUUCCUUCACUCUGGCUGGCCUCUCUGCCUGGGCGAAAAAGUGGUUGUCCAACUUUCCACUUUGGACUGGAGGCUUCUGCGCAGUAAUGACUUCUACCUACAAGUGGUUCCCUUCUCUACACGUUGCCCGAGGCUGGCACUAAAAUGCCUGGCUCCUGGGGGUCGUACUGUUCAGGAAAUCUUGGUGCCCGAGUCACAGCAUCCCCUUGUGUUCACCACUGAGUGGCUUCACAUCGUCAACAAAGAGCGAGGUCACAAGAGAGAAGUUGGAGGAGGACUUGACACCUGUCUGGUCAGUACAUGCGAUGGUGUGGUUAGACUUCCAUGGAAGGAGGUAGUCUACCCAAAAUUUAUCCAUGACCCCUCUGAAGAGUUGGGCCUAAUGUCCAACCGUCUGCCUAGCGAGGGGGGUAGCAGCCUCGGAGGCUGGGGUGGCUCAUCCUCUGGGGAAUUAGACUCCUGGUCCUGGGAUGAAGAAGAAGAUGAGGAUUUGCAACCGGAUGGCUUGGACUCUGACUGUGUGCUUCCUCGACGAAGGCGCAGUGAAGACGGCCUUGGGCGGACAUCAAGACAACCUCAGCUCGAUGGGGAUUAUGUCGAGCUUUUGGAACCCAGGGGGGGUCCUGAUGGAGGGGUCGAUCCAAGGCAGCGGUACCAAGAGAUGCACGGAAUCUGUAAGACCAAAACUCUACCUCUUUGCAGGAGAGGAAAGGCUAUCAAGGUUCGCAGAGGAAAAGCAUGGGGAUAUGGGCGAACGGAAAGGUCAGGAAGCUUUCGGGCCGUCCUUGGCAUCAAAGGAGAAGCUGUGGCUGCCAAGGGUGAGGCAUUACCGCCACUGCCUGUGCCAGGAGUUGCCGAGCUUGGCCGAGGGAGGCGGUCUUACUCCUCCUCAGUCCAUGACUCUGAUGAAGGAGAUAAAACAAACAGAGACUCUGAAGGCCUAGAAAGCCGCCGCCUUUGUUUUGAUGGCCCGUUCAAGGAAAGGAGACCUGGAGUGGGCAAGGAGAGAGAUAGCAAUGGUCACACACAGUUAUGCAAAGAUGACCACAAAAGUAAAGAAUCCAAGAGCAACAACAGCUUGGACACAGGUGAAAUCCAUGAAUUAACAAACCACAAAGAUGGACAUGUUGUAGAGGGCCACUCUGAUCACGGAUCUCAUUCGGACUCUGUUUUUGAGGAUGCUGAUAAACCACUGAGCGGAGACAGUGAUGCUAAUACCCCAACAUCAGAUGCACCACAGAGACCAUUUGCUGCUGUUUCAAAAAGUGGUGAAAUUACAAACACUGGGUCUAAAAAGAAGAGUUUGUCAAACCAAAAAUCCACGGACGAAAAGGAUGAAGGAAAAGUGGAGGACAGAGUAUGCCCCAGAGGAAAAGAGGUUAAAACGGCAGGAUUCAGAGCACCAAGGAGGAAAAGGAAGGGAAAGGGGGCCAAAGGGAAAACUAAAUCUGGGGGUCGUGUAAAGGAGAAGGCCUUGAAAAUGCAGGUUAAAACUCCUCAACCAAGCCCGGCCACCUGCACCGCUUCAACAAAGCUGCCGACUGCCAAGGAGAGCCAAACGGAGCAAGCAGAGCAGGCUGACCAAUCUGAAGGCACGUCUGCUGCAGAUAGCGAGGCGACAGACAACACAGCGAAAAGCAGCGCAGAAGCUGAAUCAUCUCUGCCUGUGUGUAACGGACAGUCAGACACAUCUUUUUUUAACCACUCUAAUGAGGAGGCUGCGUCACCUGACAAACAGAAUGGUGAUGCUUCAAAAGAGCCCGCCCUGCUGAGGGAACUGGACGCAGACCUUCUCCAGUCAGGGAAGCUCAAGUUGACAGGUACAGUGGACAGGCUGGGGCGUGCUCUGGUUUUCACAGAGACCGACGCAUCAGAAGAGGGUUUCUCUGGGGAGGAGAUGGCCCGCGUCUUGGCCUGUUACCACACAAUCACUCGGCCUGCAGCCAAAGAAAAGGGUGUAACUGUGUUAAUGGACAGCAGGCGCGCCCCACCGUCCGCCCUCUUGUUCUCUGCUCUUAAAUUGUUCCAGGGGUUGGUCCCCGGUGGUCUUGGAUCCCUUCUGGUGUUGGUGGAAGAGCAGCAGGAGUCCCCUCCUCAUUCCCUGGAAGGAGCAGAGGUCCACACAGUGCGAGGAACCGGAGUCCUUCAGCAGUAUGUAGACAGACAACAGCUUCCCAAAGAAGUGGAUGGGGACUUUAUCCACUGCCACGCCGACUGGCUGGCCUUCAGACUGAGUCUGGAGAGUCUGACAGAGCGCUGUGAGAGCGCCCUCUCACUGCUUGGAGAAGCACUGCAGUCUAUGGACGCUGAGCCAAUGCCAGACAACAUAAAGGCUGUUCCUCUGAGCAUUGACAAACACAGGCAGCUCAUGGCCAGCGUCCUGGCUGACCAACGGUUAACUGAACUGCAGCAGAGGGGCGGGGCCUGGCUUGCUGGAUUGACAAAUAGGGCAUCUGGACUGGCACAAAAGUCACCAGACUGCAGGGCUGCUCUCGCCGUAACUUCUAAACUUUAUGACAGCGUGGACGAUGCACUCCAUCGGCUUGUCCGAGUGUCCAACCAAAGAGGUCGUGACCUGGAGGCUCUGGGGCGUCUGUCGGGGUUGGUGGACAAACUGGAAAAGUGCGAUAAAGAGAUUGAGCAGGUUCAGUCGCAGCUGGAGGACUACAAGGAUCCUCCUCUCUCCCUCAGCAGACUCUCGCUCAAACAGCAGAGGUUCAAGACGUUCAAAGAAACGGCCAAUGAGCUGCACAGUGAGACUCUGUCAGUGCUCAGUGAUUUGGAGGGCUGGUGUGAACUGGACUGGGCAGGCCUGAGCGACGUCCAGAUCCGACUCCCUCCGGUCAGGGAGAAGCUCAGGGACAUGUCCCACUGUCUGUCUGACUGCUGGACCACUCUGGACAACACACAGAGGUUGUUGUCCACUCUGACCGAGGCCACCCAGUGGUGCGAUGCAGUCUCCUCCACCUCCUCCUCGUCCUCUUCUUCUUCUUCCACCUGCCCUCUCGCCUCCCUCCCUCCAAUACCCCCGUCCCGUUUCCAGGACGCACGCUCUUUAGCUAUAGAGCUGGGUGGCGGGGCACUGCUGGAUCUCUGGACUCAGACAGUUGAGCGAUACCAGCGAACAGUAGCGCAGGUCAAGCCUCGAUUCCUCCAGUCUGACAGGACGCAAAAUCAGGGACAGGGGAAAACCAAAACACCCUCUGCCAGCAGCCUGUGGGACCUGAUGGGCCCCGAGGGAGAGGGUGACUCCUGGGGGCUGGGAGCUGGAGGAGGGGAAGGGGGAUUGCAGUCCUGGGGAUCCCUGGCAUCACUGUUCAGACCGCAGACCUGCUCCACACUGAAGAUAGGAGAGGAGAAAGGGAAUAAGAAAGAGGGAACGGCAGGAGGAAGUGGGGCCGGAGGAGGUGGGGCCGGAGGAGGGAAGUUUCUAUCAAACCUUUUGAAUCCUGCAAAGAAGAGCCCCACAGAGGCUCCACUUCCCUUCAAGCCACCUCGGAAGCGUCACCCGAGCUUUGACCUCCAGGCUCUCCUGGCCCCCCGUCGAAGUACAGCCACCCCCAAACCCGCUGAGUCGCCGGUGGCCGGGCCGAGCCGUAACUCCCCCAUGUCCUGGCUGGGACGACGGGCGUUGGCCGACCCAGUCAUUACUACUAGCAUGGCUGCAGCUAUCCCAGGAUGGAGCGGUGGUGGUGGUAGUAGCGGCGGAGGGGUGUUGAUCCGAGGAGUGGAGGUCAGCAGCAAGGAGGUGGUGGACCACACGGGGUCACCGCGCCAGCAUGUUCUGCUGGGGAGGACAGACAGGGAGACUGGGACGGAUAGGGCCGGUUCAACCGCACAGAGUAAGCUGUACCUGCUCUGGUGUAGGAUGCUGAGUUCGGAGAGGCAGUACGUGACUGUGCUAAAGGGCGUAGAAGAGACGUACGUGCCCUUACUGGAGCUCUCAGAUACCCCAGCUUCCAUCAGGGGGAAGGCAGACUCACUGUUUCCCAACUGGGCCAGCCUCACCAGCUUUCACUCGCAAGACCUACUCCCUGCCAUGGAGGGCGCUCUUGUGCAAAGCCUGUUGCAACAGGACUGCUUCAGUAAAUUUCGGGACCAGUUUCUGCAGUAUUCCCAGUACAUCAGGACCAAACCAGAACUGGAUUCUCCGCUGGUCACACAAGCAGCCGACUUUUUCAAGUCAAAACUCCCCCAAGCCUCCCCCAUCUCCCCUCUGGCUUUCCCUCACUGUCUGCAGGCUCCCAUUCAGAGGCUGGAGCAGUACUGCGAGGCGCUGGAGGAGCUGGGGGGCAUAAACCCCGCCUCUGACUCCGCCCUCUCCAUCCUGAGACACGCCCAGCGGCACGGCGAGGACCUCAGGGCCAGUGACCUCAUCGUCGGAUGCCCGAUCCCUGUGACGGAGCGCGGCGAGCUGGUGAGGCAGGGUGAGCUGACGGUGAGCGGGGGAACACGGAGGAAGCGGGCGGGCGUGAGGAACGUUUUCCUUUAUCAGCACGUCGUAAUCUUCACCAAACACAAGAAUCCCAGCCCGGGACGCACCGCCUACAGUUACAAACACAGCAUCAAGACGAGUGAGAUGGGUCUGACUCAGAGCGUCGGCGAGGAGGGAGUGAAGUUCGAGGUGUGGGUCCGACAGGCCCCGAGGACCAGAGACUGCAUCACCCUGCAAGCGCACGACAGGGAAGACCGAGAGGCCUGGACUCACGACAUAGCCCAUCUGCUGUGGACACAUGCCAUCAACAACACAGAGUUGUGUUUGAAGGAGUCACUGUGCAUGGGAGUUUCCAGUAGGCUUCUGUUGGAUGCAACAGGAACUCCAGGCUCAGAGUUGGACUCCAUCUACAGUCUCAGCGACAGAAUCCACAGUAGCUGUUCAGACUCCUCUUCUGUCGGGAGUCAGAAGGAGGGGGGAUCUCCAGCAUCUGGGAGGGACCCCAGGAGAAGCUCUGGAUCAACAAGCUGCUCGCAGAGUCAGUCUCCCUCUACAGCUGUGUGACUCUCAUCUCAAUAAGAAAACUGGACCUCAGAUUUUUUAUUUUUUUGAAGUUUUUAAACAUCUCUGUUUCACCUCUGGGCGAGCCAAACUGGACUUUGAAGACGAAGAAGACAAAAUGAGAGAGAGAGCCCUCCUCAUUCCCCCCCUCACCCUUUUGAACUUCUCCCACAUGCUUUCUCUCCUUCCCCUUUCCCCGUUCGUCUCUUUAAAAUAAAUAAAGUGCCAGCAGAUUAAGCGGCGCAGCACAGCACUGCUUUUCUCCACUUUUAAAACCUCCCAGCUCUCAUAUGACCCCCCACCAAAGAAAAUCUGCAUCCAAAAAGGAUCAAAACUGUCCUGUUUAAAUCAUGACAAGCACCAGCGGGACUCUCUGCGCUCCGCCAUUUUGGAUCUGCCAGUCUCAGUUGCUGGCAGAGUCAUUGACACCAAAGGCACUUCAGCCACACAGUGCGGCCAUUGUCUGCCCCACGGCUCCCCACUAGGCCAAACCACUUGGUCUGAACCACUGACUGCCUCGGCUGGCUGACUGUACGCAUCACAUGCUCCAGCAUCUGAUAAUAAACAGGAAGUAAUAUGCAGGGCGUAAAUCCACCGUUGGAUUGCAGAUUUAGAAUGUAUUAUGUUCUUUAUCAUUUUCAUAAUGCAGAAUGGAGUACUGUACGCUUUUUUUUUUUUUUACCCCCCCUCGUUUUCCCUGCCUGUGUAAAAAUGCGUGGCAUAGCCUAGGUGCGAUUGCAUCUAUGUAAAUUAAGCAAGGGUGGUGUGAGCAUACACACACGCUCACAUUCACACACACAACACACAGUGUCCCUCAACACAUGCAGUCACUCUUAUUGUUACAAACAGUGGAGCACUGUUCACAUUCUCAUGCCCGCACACUCGCUGUGACCAGUUUCGAGCCUGGUACAGUGACUACAUCAACGACAGGCAAGGUUGCAUUUGAAACGCAUGCCGUGAGCUUUGCCUUGAUGAAGACCAGGAAGGAUUUACAGCAUCAUAUCAGACUGUUAUACAUUGUGUUAGAGUGUUUCAUUUAAGCUAACGUGUUGUUUUUCUUUAUUAACAGUGGCCACAAUUUAAAGGCAAAAUGGUAUUUAGUCUUCUUUAAAGUGUAACUUAUAUCAGCAACAUAUUGGUGCCUUAAAAAUGUUCUCCGGAGUACUGAAGAACAUUACAGUGUAAGAUGCCAUAUUCUAUAUGCCAAAGGUAUAAAAUGGGUGACUGUGCAAUGAUGAUUUCUGUACAUUUAGUACGGGCCUUCCUCAUUGGAAUGCUGUCUCCAUAAAAUGGAGAAAGGUGGGUCUGUUCGUUGUGCUAAUUUGUGGUUUUACUGCUUUUAUUCUUGUGGCCAGAAGACAUGAACUACAUCUAAUUCUUUUCAAAGAAUUAAUUUAAUCUAAUCUCUUAGCUUGUUGCUUAAAGGAAGACAUUUUCCUAAAAUAUCCCAAAACUAUUGUUUUCAUGUUUGCUCCCCCCCGUUUGAAAAUUAGUUUGGAAAGUUUAGUUCAGAUUGGUUGACAUGGGAUUCCUCAGGAGUGUAUUUAUGUUCCCAGGGUCCUAUGUUUGGCAAUUCUAUACUCUUUUAACACACAUCAAUCCUCCUGUUGUGUUUGGGUUAGACCCACAUCAUAUUAAGCAAAUUUGGGAUCCUAUUAUAUGGUGGGAAGCUGGGGAACAAAGGACUCUGGGAACAUGGUAUGACCCUGAUUUCUUUAUCCUGAAUUUUAAGGGCAUGUUGUCUGUAUACAGAAAUAAGAAAUGGGAGGAAAAGCUAGACUCAAUACAAAUACCUUGAUAAAGCUUGCUAAGCUUUUUUUUUUUAAUAUAUGUUCAUGCAUUUUUCUAAAGAUUCUUAAAUCUGGAAGUAAUAGUUCCAAAAUCAUGGUGUUCAUAUACUUCUGAGGGGUGAUGUGGAAAUUUCAAAGAAGACAUGGUGUAUUUUCAUACUAAUGCUGUUAAAAUAUGAUCCAAUACAUGAUAAGAAAUAUUGCUUUAUUUGAUUUUUCUUAUAACACUUACUGAUAAUGACUGUCAGGUGAUUACUUUAGCAUAAAGACUAGAAACAAACUAGCUAGCAUAGCUUUGCUAGCAGGCUUAGGCUAAUGUCAGCUAACCUACUGCUAGUUUGUAUUCAAUAGGUAUGUUCCAGGCAACUACUUUACAAGUUCUUUAAAUGAAAGAAAAUAGAAACUAGUCAAGUAGCAUAAAAGACAGAAAACCUCAGAAAUAAUUUAAAACUCUUUACUUUAAAGUUUAAUGUUAAACAUUAGCUUAACAAAUAUUUCAUUUACACCUUAGGAGAUACAAUAAAUACCUAAUCAUGUUCCUUGUUGAUCAAGUCAUGUCUUAAAUGUUGCUGAAAUGUGCGCUGUGUAUAAAAUUGCAAACACACACAACAUCAGAUGAGUUUGCAGAGUUUAGCUAAUUCAAGCGGCGCUAGCAACAGUAGCCUUGUUUUUUCCAGGCUGGUGUUCAAUAAUAAAAUAAUGGGGUCACAGUACAUGCAUGGCACAAAGGUUUAGGCUUUAGACUGCCAAUAAACACUCAGAUUUGUCCACUCGGGCCACAAUGAUGUCACAGAGAGUAGAUCAAACCUUAAUGUGGUUUUACAUUGAUCAUUUACUUCCUAAAAGUUGGACACAGAAGGAUGCAGCUAUCAGAUUAGUGGCAUGCAAAGGGCAGCUAUGUCUAGUCGACUAGUUGCACAAAUCCCUAGUAUUUAAUAUUGAGAUUUAAGUCAAUUUUCUUAUCUAACUUAUACCAUGAAAAAAACAGUUUUUUUUUUCUCUAGAAUGUCACAUUUUUCUUUGAGACAUCAAACCUCAACACUAACAGAAGAAAAGAUUAAACAAACUUCCACUUCCUGUACUACUCUGUGGUGAAUCGUUGUUGGUGGGCCCAUACACAGAAAGUUUUUGUCCUCAUUCUCUGAAGUUGAAAUGAAUUAAAGAAAACGUGCAAAAAGAUGCACAAGAUACAAAAAACAUACCAUUUUAUCUCAUGACACAGCCCCGAAAGGUUUCAGCAUUUCACGAUGUUCAUAUUUCAUGGCAGCAAGCAUUCAGGCAGUAAAACCAAUAAACAUGCACUCGCCGCUUUGAUUGAGUAGCAUGUGUAUCAGACAAUACCAUGCUUAAGGUACAAUAUGAGACCGGCAGGUAGCGAAAGCCGGCAGCAGUGGGAGGUCAAGCUCAUGUCUGCAGACAGCAGCAGCAGCGGUUUUUCGCUGUUAUCAGAUUUAGCACGUUUCAUAUCUGCAUCCAAAUUCACAAAUUGCAAAUGGCUAUUGAGCCGUUUCUGAAUCAAUAUGUAAUUUGUUGGCUCGGAGAAGUCUGUACACUUCAUAGCCUUUAGCUGUUUGGUACAUUGCAUUAUAUUGGAAGCAAUGUAAUGAACACCAUCUUUCAUUCCUACUGCAGCAUAAAUUGUCAUAUGCAGAAUCUCUCACUUUUGUAUGGCACUUUGUAAGGCCGUAUUAAUGUAUAGAAACUUCUCUCUUUAUUUUUUGUCUUUUUUGUAUGAAACACUUUGCCUGAUGUUUACAUUUUUUUUUGGAAGCAUUGUGGAUUGUUUGACAUGCAUGUUGUACUUGAUUUUGUUUUUUUUUUAAAUAAAACUGAAUUAAAGUUCCCAGCCUCAACAGAGGGGGAUCUGAA
Oreochromis aureus is the source of this 9191-nucleotide messenger RNA. RefSeq names its product Rho guanine nucleotide exchange factor (GEF) 40 (gene arhgef40). The coding region runs from base 316 to 5535 and encodes 1739 amino acids. Gene Ontology annotation, molecular function: guanyl-nucleotide exchange factor activity. The transcript is spliced from 27 exons. NCBI's taxonomy places the organism in Eukaryota, Metazoa, Chordata, Actinopteri, Cichliformes, Cichlidae. The record is from RefSeq and is a predicted model, not a curated record.